UCGGCCGCUCAGGUCCCUCCGUACUGGCUUCUCUUGCUCCGCUGCCUUCCUCCUCCGUUAAUCAUGCUGGAACAUCUGAGCUCGCUGCCUACACAGAUGGAUUACAAGGGCCAGAAACUGGCUGAACAGAUGUUCCAGGGGAUUAUUCUUUUCUCUGCAAUAGUUGGAUUUAUCUAUGGGUACGUGGCCGAACAGUUCGGGUGGACUGUCUAUAUCGUUAUGGCUGGAUUUGCUUUUUCCUGUUUGCUAACUCUUCCUCCAUGGCCUAUCUAUCGCCGACAUCCCCUCAAGUGGUUACCUGUUCAGGAAUCUUACCCAGAAGACAAGAAACCAGGGGACAGAAAAAUUAAGAGACAUGCUAAAAAUAAUUGAUUGGGUUUUCACGGUUCAGCACCUGCUUUUGUUUCCUGUGAGAUGAGCUAAAUUGCUUUCAGAGCCAAAACAUGAUGAGCUAAAACCACCUGUACUCUUAGAGCCCAGCUGUGUAUAGACUUCAUUCUUUAUGUUUCAUUUCUAACUCACUUCUGACCUAAAAAUAAUCCGAGACCCUAUGUUGGUAAUCUUGUUCAGUAAUGGAGAACAGAAAAGCAUAAGUAUGCAGUGUUUCUUUCAGAUAUGCAUAAAUAAAUAAAUGUCUCAUAAACAAUAUGUUUAACAAAAGUUUUAUGAUUCAUUGUAGAUCAUUAAAAACUUUUUAAAAACUCAA
Messenger RNA from Octodon degus (degu), 706 nucleotides. RefSeq names its product signal peptidase complex subunit 1 (gene Spcs1). The transcript is spliced from 4 exons. The record is from RefSeq and is a predicted model, not a curated record. Gene Ontology annotation, biological process: protein targeting to ER. The coding region runs from base 64 to 372 and encodes 102 amino acids. Gene Ontology annotation, cellular component: endoplasmic reticulum membrane; signal peptidase complex. NCBI's taxonomy places the organism in Eukaryota, Metazoa, Chordata, Mammalia, Rodentia, Octodontidae.